AUGGCGCUUGGUCGAAGCUGGUCAAUUAUCGCAAAGCGACACUACCCUCGCUUACUACACACUUUGGACGGUAGCCGCGCAAUGCCCUCACAUCCUCAAUCUGACACGAAUCCUUUGUUUUGCUACACGAGCGGGCGAUGGUUAUGGAAUGAGCGCGAGCAACUGGAAGCCCGAUACCGACGCUUUGAUGUGUCGAGUCUCCAACAAGCGGCUUGCCAAGCUGUCGGUGCAAACGAAUGUAUAUCUUUCAAGAAGAUCGGCGAAGGCAACUACAACAAGGCAUAUCGCCUUGAGAUGGAAGACGGCCAGAAGAUCAUCGCAAAAGUCCCACACCCCAAUGCUGGCCCACGAGUCCAUACCACUGCAUCGGAAGUGGCAACUAUGGAGUUUGCCCGGACUGUUUUGAACUUACCUGUCCCACGAGUUCUCGCUUGGAGUGCUACCGACCAAAACUCUGUCCAAGCAGAAUAUAUCAUCAUGGAAGAAGCGAGUGGCUCCCAACUCCACGAGGUUUGGCAGGAUCUUUCACUGCGGAGGAAGUGUGACAUUGUUCGUGAGUUUGUAGACGUUGAAAGGAAACUACUCUCGGUCUCCUUUGAAAAAUUGGGAUCAUUGUAUUUUAAGGAUAGUGGUAUCGCAGGAUGCGAGCCGGCUAUCGUUACAAGUGGUCCACAAGAUGUCGUUGGUCACAUCGAAUCAACUUACUGCAUUGGGCCCAUCACUCGAAGGGAGUUCUGGGAGAAGCAACGCAGUGAAAUGCAAUCUCAUGGUCCCUGGACAUCUUCUGCAGAAUACCUAAAGUCUGUCGCUUGCCGUGAGAUCGAAUGGAUCAAUGCCCAUGCGAACCCACAGGAGCCGAAUAAAACUCCAUGGCAGUACACGAGUCCACAGCAGAAGUCUCCAGAGGCUCACACAGUCCUAUUGGAGAAAUUCUUAGCCGCAAUCACAUAUAUCACUCCCAAGGACCCAGAGCUCGUCUCUCCCAGACUUUGGCACCCAGACUUCCAUCCUGGUAACGUCUAUAUCGACGCCCAAGACCGAAUAUCAUGCAUCAUUGACUGGCAGGGAGCCUGGGUUACCCCGGUGUUCAUCGGUGCCAAUCCCCCAUUGCUUCUAGACUAUGGGAUUGACAUGUUGAUGAAGCUCCCUGAAAACUUCAAAGCACUCGACGAUGCUACAAAAUAUAAGCUCAAAUACCAAGUGUCUCAGUCUAUUUUAAUCCACACGUAUGAAGAGACUACGGUGGGGAAGAAUCCUCUGAUGUACAAGGUUAUGCAUCAUCCUCAUGGCCAGACCCUCAAGCAAUUAGAAGCUUUUGUUGGCUCUACAUGGGACAACUGUCUCUUCCCCUUUGAAGAAUGUUUGAUCCGCGUUGAGAGUCACUUUGGUACGAACGAACCGUGUCCGUACCAUUUCUCAGCAGAGGAGUUACGGCAACACGACGAAGAGGCGGGGACUUUCAACAAGAGCCAGGAACUCUGGAAAGAGCUACAAGGUAUUUUGACUGAUGAGGGCUAUGCGUCGAAUGAGAGUUUCAGUAAGGCUGUCGAGAUACUCGGAGACUUGCGAGAAGUCGGGCUAAGUAGCCUGGAGGGCGAGGAUCGACGCAGCUUCGACAAAGAGACGCGAUGGGUCUUAGAUCUACGCAGCCGUUAA
Molecule: messenger RNA, 1656 nt
Organism: Alternaria arbusti
Lineage: Eukaryota; Fungi; Ascomycota; Dothideomycetes; Pleosporales; Pleosporaceae
Exons: 4
Coding region: 1-1656 (551 amino acids)
Cellular component (GO): mitochondrion
Source: RefSeq, a predicted model, not a curated record